UCUGUGGUUGGACGGCUUGCUUGCCGCCUGCGCGAUUUUUUGGGAAAUUCGCGCGUCAGUUAUUUUUUGGUCAUAUUUCAUGUACACAUCUUUAGUUGAUCACAAUGGGUGCAUAUUUAUCUGAACCAGUUACUGAAAAAAUGUCCAGCGAUGAAUCGAACGCCAAACUAGAGUGCGGUGCAAGCUCCAUGCAAGGAUGGCGUGUCAACCAAGAGGAUGCACACAAUACAAUCUUAGAUUAUGAUGCUGAUACAUCUUUCUUUGCUGUAUACGACGGUCACGGCGGCGCGGAAGUGGCUACAUAUUGUUCACAAAAUUUGCCAGAAUAUAUUAAAAAGACAGAUGCAUAUAAAAACGGGGACCUAGUUAAUGCUUUAACAGAUGCCUUUUUGGGAUUUGAUGCAACUAUUGUAACAAAAGAGGUUAUGGAUAUUUUGAAGGAACUUGCAGGUGAAAUAAAUCCUCCGGGCACAAGUGACAUUGAAGAAUCAGAGGAUGAAAAUGUUAGUAAUUUAUAUCAAGAGGCACACCUACCUUUACAGGAAGUGCUGGCUAAAUACGAGAAUAAAUUGACUGCACUACACCGAGCUAGACUUGGUGACACAAAUACUCCUUUGUCACCAUGCUUGAGAGCUAAAAAGAAUACAGAAGAAUCUGGAGCAUCAGCAGCAUCAAGUUCAAGCUCAGGGCAUGCAGCAGGUUCAAGCUUAGAACAAACAUGUGAUGCACCAUCCUCUAGCAAAAAUGGUGUCACUGACGAUGUAAAGGAGAACGCCGAGGAGGACUCUGGAGGAGUUUCGUCAACAAAUUCGAACGAAGUUGACAAAGAUUUGAAUGGAGAGGUUUCGACCAGUGAACCGGAGAAAGUGGUCAAGGAAAAUGUUAACAAACCAAUUUUACCAGCACCGGACAGCUCUGAAGAUAAUUGCCAACCAGAACAAAGUGAGAAUGUAAAGAGCUCUACAAAUGGUUGCAAUGUUGUCACCACCGAAAAUUGUAAUGGAGAGGUGACGGGCUCAAAACAAAUAGAUGGCGAGGACAGUAAUAUCACUUCGUCUAAUGGCUCAGUAACACCUGUCAAAACUGGCAAAGCCAAUGAUAAAACAUCGCCUGUGUCAAGUUCGGGCAAAGAAGUUCCUGAGAGGCCAAAAAAAUCGAAGUUACGCAGAGCGGCCGCGGCUGUAUACGAGUCUAUCUUACGUCAAGUGCCUGAAGAAGAUGACGAUGAGAGCGACUCCAACGACGAAACCUUUGAGGGUGGAGAGAUCUGUUCAUCUGAUGAUGACAAUGUUAAUGGUGUUGAAGAAUCAUCUGAGGAGUGUGAAGAAGAGGAAGAUGAAGAAGAUUACGAAGCAGAAUCCAGUGAUGAGGAAGGUGAUGAAGAUAUAAACAUGGCUGAGGAACCAGGCAACGAUAGCGGUUGCACAGCUAUUGUUGCUCUACUUAGAGGAAACGAACUGUAUGUAGCUAAUGCAGGUGAUUCCCGUUGCAUAAUAUGCAGAGAAGGGAAAGCUAUAGACAUGUCUAUAGACCACAAACCGGAAGAUGCGCCGGAACUCGACAGAAUCAUAAAGGCCGGUGGAAAAGUUUCCUAUGACGGACGUAUAAACGGGGGACUAAACUUAUCACGUGCCAUUGGCGAUCACUCUUACAAACAGAACAAAGAAUUGGAUGCUAAAGAACAGAUGGUGACUGCUCUACCGGACGUCAAAACUCUCACAGUAGACCCCGCAAAGGACCAGUUUAUGGUACUGGCAUGCGACGGUAUAUGGAACUUUAUGUCCAGUCAAGAUGUGUGCGACUUCAUUACACCCAGGCUUGCAGAGGGCCGCGAAAGAUUAUCACAGAUCUGUGAAGAGAUGUUCGACCACUGCCUAGCUCCGACAACAAUGGGUGACGGCACCGGAUGUGACAACAUGACGGCAAUUAUAGUGAGGUUCAAAGACGGUCUGAUUGCGGACGUGGGCCAACACUCCAGCACCACGGAGUGCCCGAAGAAGCGCACGGCGGACUGCGAGCCGUGCAACGAAAAUCAACAGGACAAUAAAAGGCAAAAACUUGACGAUUCACUGUCAAGUUCGGUGGUGACAUCCAGUGUUUAGACUUAGUUUGACUAGGGAAACAGUGUUUACGACUUACACAUAUGUGUCAAUAAGACUUUAUGGAUAACAUUGUCAUCUCUAAUGCAGGCCAUUGAUUACUCUUCACUUUAAUUUGAUUCUUCUCAAAAGACAUGUGACAUUUAUCAUGAGAUUUUAUGUAAACUGAGAAUUUCCCCUAGCAUUAUCAUACAACUACUAAUUGUAUAGUAAUGCUAUAGAAUGUUAUUGUAAAAGUCAAAAAAAAACAUAAAAAUUGAAUGACAAUACCAAAGUUCAUGAAAUGAAAAGCUUAAUUAUUUAUUUUUGUUUUUUCCAAUCUAAUACAAAAUUCAGUAAAAUUUUAGCUUUAAAUGACAAUCUCCUGAUCUUCAUACAUCAUGAAUGUUAUUCCUACGUAACAUGCUACAAAUAAUAUUUAAAAGCAAUUUUUAUACAUAUAUGUAACUUAUAAAUUAUAUUUAAGAAAGGAAUAAACCAAUUUGCCAAAAUAUACAAUUUUUUAUUCCUUUUUGAUCAUUCAGAAAUAGUCAUAUUUUGAAUCAUUCAAUCAUCUUAAUCUAAUGUUUUUUUGAUAGAAUUACAGAGUGUGUAUUCAGACAAAUAAAUUAGUAUAUAAAAAACUGUCGUAUUCGUCGCGCUAAGCAAUAUGAAUAUAGUUUUGUUUAUGAAAAAAUUGCACGUAUUAGGCGUUUAAUUAUAGGUUUGUUUACAUAAAAUCUCAAAGAAAAAUGGAGACUAUAUAAGUAUGUUAAUUCAUUUAUUUCUAUCUUAAUAAUUAUGACAUGUAUCCUUAAUUCUUAUCUCUAUAUUGGGAUAUGAAACUAAUAGAAUAGAGUGCUAACUUACGGACUCUGGGAUUUAGCAAACAAUCUUAAAACAAGGCCCAUGAUUAAUUAGUGGAUAAAUGAUUUUUAGUGCCAGUGGAAAAUCGAAUUGAUCCAAUUCUCAGUUUAAAAGGUGACAAAGUCCUUGUGAUUUAAAGAUAAUUUGCCUAAAGUAGCCUUAUUUGUAAUAAGAAGGUGAUGAGAUGUUUCAAGUUUAUAAAUUAAGUAUAAAAUAUACAUGCAGAACAUUGGGAAGUAUAGAAUUUUCGAACUGACUUGUCUGCGUUAGUAUUUAGUUAUAAGUUGUAAAUGUAAAUUUACGAAAUCAUUAUUAAAUACCACCUAAUUUUUAGUACAUAUUUAGAAACAAUUCUUACAGAGUUUUGUUUAGUGUUUUGUCCAAAAGUGGCAUUGAUCUUUAUAUUUUAGUCACAAUAAUUAGUGUCUGACAGAUAAAAAACACGAGAAUCACUUUAAAUA
This is a messenger RNA of Papilio xuthus (Asian swallowtail), 3406 nucleotides long. Its product is annotated as probable protein phosphatase 2C 58. The coding region runs from base 105 to 2102 and encodes 665 amino acids. The record is from RefSeq and is a predicted model, not a curated record. Gene Ontology annotation, molecular function: protein serine/threonine phosphatase activity; cation binding. The transcript has 10 exons. Lineage: Eukaryota; Metazoa; Arthropoda; Insecta; Lepidoptera; Papilionidae. Gene Ontology annotation, biological process: protein dephosphorylation.